CUCCAUUUCUUCACAAGCAGCAAGCUAGGGUUAGCAGAGCACUGUGUGUUAGAGAGAGAAAGAGAGGAGAGAGAAGAUGGUUUCAGGUUCAGGGAUCAGCGCAAGGAGGAUAGUGGUGGAUGCUCGCCACCAUAUGCUUGGAAGACUUUCUUCAAUUUUGGCGAAAGAGCUUCUCAAUGGACAGAGAGUUGUUGUUGUUAGAUGUGAAGAGAUUUGUCUUUCCGGUGGACUUGUUCGCCAGAAAAUGAAGUAUCUUAGAUUUCUUCGUAAGAGAAUGAAUACAAAGCCAUCUCAUGGUCCUAUCCAUUUUCGUGCUCCUUCUAAGAUCCUUUGGCGUACAAUCCGUGGGAUGAUUCCUCACAAGACCAAGCGUGGAGCAGCUGCACUUGCCCGCUUGAAGGUUUAUGAGGGUGUUCCACCACCAUAUGACAAGAUUAAGAGGAUGGUUAUCCCCGAUGCUCUAAAGGUAUUGAGGCUCCAAUCCGGACACAAGUACUGUCUCUUGGGCAAGCUUUCAUCAGAAGUUGGAUGGAACCAUUAUGAUACUAUCAAGGAACUCGAGAACAAGAGAAAGGAGAGAGCUCAGGUAGCAUACGAGAGGAGAAAGCAGUUGGCAAAACUUAGAGUUAAGGCUGAGAAAGCUGCUGAGGAGAAGCUUGGACCUCAACUCGCCGUUAUUGCUCCUAUCAAGUAUUGAAUUGGGAGUUGAGACAUAGUUAUUACGAAGUACAAUUUUGUUAAAGAUCGAUAAAUCAUCUUAUUCUCGACCUUUUUCUUAGUUACAUUGACCUCCUGAGUGGUGCAUUUUCAGUUAAGCUGUGUUUGAGAAGACUCUCAGACUCUUUUUAUCCUUCAUUUUUUUUGGUAAUGAAAUCGAAUCUCAUGCUUUUAGUGAUACACA
Messenger RNA from Solanum lycopersicum (tomato), 901 nucleotides. Its product is annotated as large ribosomal subunit protein uL13w. Gene Ontology annotation, molecular function: mRNA binding; structural constituent of ribosome. The record is from RefSeq and is a predicted model, not a curated record. Gene Ontology annotation, biological process: negative regulation of translation; translation. Lineage: Eukaryota; Viridiplantae; Streptophyta; Magnoliopsida; Solanales; Solanaceae. Gene Ontology annotation, cellular component: cytosolic large ribosomal subunit; ribosome.